AAGUAAAACCUCUUAGAAAAGCAUACAGAUGUCUUUGCCAUCAAAUCAGUAACUAUCUAAAAACUAAAAAGAAAUGGGGCUUCCCAUUGGAGCGGUAAAGUUGAUACUGUCAGAAAUUGCGGACUGGAAAAGGAAUGCCAAAAGUGAAGCUGUGGAAAUUAGUGAUAUUAGUGACGAAAGAGACAAAAGUGAUACGGAUAUCCUCGAUGGGGCAGGUAAGACUCUUGAUGCCUUCCUGAAACUUUCUAACACACCGGGACUUAAAGGCAGUCCCCUUCCAAAGUCCAGUCCGUUCAUGGACCCGCAACCUAUACUGACUAUGAGAGCCAAGCAGGUAAGCGGACCAUAUUACCCUGUGCUGUUGCCGCUUCUACGCUCUGUCUAGAGUAGCGCUUGCCUUUGGCUCUUUUCGCUUAUUUUAUUUCUUAGGUGGAAUUCUUUCCGGUCUUUUCGUUAUUUUCCGGUAAACGUGCCACGCCAUUUGCUUGAUGAUUCAAGCUCUUUAUUUUGCAAAUACUUAGGUCCAUUAUUGCCCCACAUGGUGUUCUUACCGUAUGUGCAUGGACAUUAUAUAUGGGAAAAUAAACAUGAAAAACCAAUGCUGUGACACUCUUUGGUUAUACUAGCUGUAUUUCAGACAGCAUAGUAAGAACACCAUCGUGCAUCUUCUGGACUCGGCUUCCCGUUUUGUGUUUGUAUCUGUAUGACUCGCCAAAUCAGAACACUGACUGAAAAAGGUAUGGCUCUUUUUGAGGAGAAAGUCGCAGAUUUUCAAAAGAGACUUAAACAGAAAUAUUCAGAAAUAUCUGUCAUAUUGGGCGAGGAAAUUUCAACAGAUAUAAGUGUGGUAAAAUUGAAUCAGCAUGAAGAAAAUUUGAAGAUAUUAUUCGAAACAUACAAAAAUACGGUUCAAACUCUUGAUACGUUUCUUGAUGCUACCAAAACUGACCAAAGUCGCAAAUUACAAGUGAACUUAGAAAACAUUUUGACCAUCAAAAUGAUGAAGUGAAUGAAUUUCUGUCUUUAAUUGAAAUUACUAAGCAGCAAUUACUUGAAAAAUUAAUGAAAAGCUGUCGUGUAUCAUCAAAACCAAGUUCACCAGACGUUUUAAGUGAUAUCACCUUUUAUAUGCUGAAAAAAGAACUCAUUGUUUCGAGAAUCGUUACUUUCAGUGACUCCGCAGAAAAUUACUUAGGUUGGAAAUCUACAUUCAAAAACGUCAUAAAUGAAUUGAGUGUAAACCCUGCUGAAGAAAUUGACUUAUUAAUAAAAUGGUUAGGCCCUGAAUCACGUAAAUAUGCAACUUCGCUUAAAUCGGUCUAUAUUAAACAUCCAGAUGAAGGUAUAAAGAAAAUUUGGCAGCGCCUUGAUGAAAGGUAUGGAUCUCCAGAAGCAGUCUACCAGAUUGUUUUGAAAAAACUUGAAAAAAUUUCAAAGUUAAACUCAUCUGAUACAACCAAAUGGUACGAUCUGGCUGAUAUUCUGUCAGAAGUUGAUGCUUUAAAGAAUGACAUGGCGUAUUCAACUGCCCUGGCUUGUUUUGAUUCAUCCGUUGGUAUUAUGCCAGUUGUCGCAAAACUGCCAUCUAAUCUACAAGAAAGGUGGGCAACGAAGGUGUACCACUACAAGGAGGCUCACUCUGUGCUUUAUCCUCCCUUUGGUGAAUUUUGUAAAUUCAUUAACGAGCAGUCUAAAAUCCGUAACGAUCCCAGUCUUCUCCAGGCCGGACCUACUCACAGUCCUGGCCAGUCUAGUCAAAGCAACAUAGGUGCGAGAUACCGAAGGCCAGUGGUAACCAGAAAAACAGAUGUAUUUAGUGAAAAUUCUAGAAAUCUUGAAAAAAUAUUGUUUACUACAUAG
Molecule: messenger RNA, 1860 nt
Organism: Mercenaria mercenaria
Lineage: Eukaryota; Metazoa; Mollusca; Bivalvia; Venerida; Veneridae
Exons: 2
Coding region: 1063-1860 (265 amino acids)
Source: RefSeq, a predicted model, not a curated record